UUCCUGCCCGGAAGAAGACAGCAAUCUGGAACGGACCGACCACCGGCGCCCAGAGGACCUGGCGGAGAGUGGAAGGUGCGCGGUGGCAGGCAUGGAUCAAAGCAGUGAAGGAAGUGCUAAAAAAAUUAGCAAUGUGAAUCUUGACAAACUGAUAGAUGACUUCUCACAGAUUGAAAAGAAAAUGAUAGAAAUCACGGGAAAGAAUAACCAACUGGAUAUUCAGCUGGAGAAGACUAAUAGUUUAUUAAAGAUAAUGCAAACAAAAGAGACCACAAUAAAAGAAGAAUGUACUACUCUUCAUACUAUGAUAAAAGGGCUACAACAGACUAUUCAAUAUCAACACAAUUUGAAAGAUGAAAAUGAACAACUAAAAAGAAAUGUUGAUUUUAUGAAAGAGAAGUUAAAAUCACAUGAGCAGGAAUAUAAAAAUAAUGUUGCAAAACUUAUAAGUGAAAUGAAAAUCAAAGAGGAGGGACAUAAAAUCGAAAUGAGCAAACUUUAUCAGGAUCUGCAGAAAAAAGUUGAAUUAAAAGAAGAAAAGCACAAAGAACAAAUGGCAAAGAAGGAGAUGGAAAUAUCAGAGUUAAAUGCAAAAUUAAGAACUCAAGAGAAGGAAAAACAAAAUGAAAUACUCAGACUACGUCUAGAAUUUGACACCAAACUAGCAAGAGUUCAGACUAAAUCAAAGUCAUAUUCGGAUGCUGCUAUUUUGCCGCAGAGUAUCUACAGAAGGAAGCUUCAGCAUCUUCAGGAGGAAAAGAGCAAGGAAAUUGCAGGUCUCCAGAACACCAUCCGAGACUUGGAGCAGCGCCUCGCAGCCGUCAAAGAUUCCCGCCUCACACGGAGACGGUUUUAAGAAGAGCACUUCAUGCAUUAGUUACAACUUAAUUUCCUUAAAGGCAUCAAAAAUUCACUUCUGUUUUCCGUGUGAGCAUGCUAAAUAAUAAAGAUGCACUCUGUUAA
This is a messenger RNA of Mesocricetus auratus (golden hamster), 963 nucleotides long. It is a transcript of the gene Ccdc152, whose product is annotated as coiled-coil domain containing 152. Lineage: Eukaryota; Metazoa; Chordata; Mammalia; Rodentia; Cricetidae. Bases 92 to 856 code for a protein of 254 amino acids. The transcript has 9 exons. The record is from RefSeq and is a predicted model, not a curated record.